ACUACAAUAUCUGGCAGGAAAACCAGACAGCGACCAUAGCCGCCACAAAAUAUCUGACAGGAGCCGCCAGAGUCAGUGCACCAGCCAAGGAUCAGCCGCUAGAGCAAGAGCACCCCCCAAGGAUCAGUCGCCAGAGCCAGAGCACCCGCCAACGAUUAGCCACCACCCGACAGCGGCCACUGGCGGCCGCCAUCUGCCACAAAAUUAUUCAACCCCCUCUCCGAAAUGUGGUUGAGCGGGGGACGGUUUAGAAUGAUCGGCGUGAGUCACUGGAAAUAACCAAAGGACGAAAACAGAUAGCGGAGCGUAACAGUUUUUUAAAAAUAGUCGUCCACGAAGUUUGCGAGAUGAUUAACCUACAACACUUCCUUCUUCUCCUGCAGGUGGCCAGUAUUACGAGCCAGGGACCAUGUGGCGGUGUUCUAAAUGCAUGUAAGAAGAGUACUCCGGCCUGGCAAAGGUGUUAUGAGGAAAACAUAACUCUGUGCAUCAGCGGACGAUCUGGCACGGGACCCAUUGAAGGUGUUUUUGAUUUCUUCAAGACUGAUGUAGAUACGAACACCGACUUUGAGCACGUGACUGAAGCAGGAUAUGCUCUCUACCUCCCCCCAGAGGCACUGAGGAGAAGCACACGCCUACGCAGUCUGGAUGGCAGCACCACCAUGGCCCUGACACUGUUCAACAGCAGUCUUUUCAUGGUUGAUGUCGGUGAAAAUGAGACCAUUCUUGGAGGCAAAGUGCUGAGUGUGAAGGUGGGAAAGCUGGCUGUGAGGGACCUCAGCCAGCCAGUGAGGAUCUCCUUCACGCACGCCAACGAGACAGGAGGACGAUGUGUGUACUAUGAGGUGCUGGACGAUGCCAACGGCACAGGUCGGUGGAGCACCGAGGGUUGUGUAGUCUCCAGGACCAACACGACAUUCGUCUGCAGCUGCAGUCACUUGAGUUUCUUCGCUGUGCUGGUGAACACAGAGGUGUCCAUAGACCCUGCCAAUGCUCUCACCCUGUCCUACAUCAGCUACAUCGGCUGUGGCCUGUCCGUAUUUUUCACAACCCUAACCAUACUCAUGCAUUUGUGUCUGAGAAAGGGGCGGACUGACCAUUCGAUGGCUGUGCACCUAAACCUGACGGGGGCACUGUUCUUCCUGCACCUGUUCUUCCUGGUGAGCGCGCUAUGGGCGGGGCCAGGCCUGGGACUGGGCGCGGAUGGGGGCGGGGUGGCCUGCCAGGCCCUGGGGCUUCUCCUCCACUACGCCCUCCUGGCCACCUUUACCUGGAUGGCCAUCGAGAGUUUCCACCUGUACAUGCUGCUGGUCCGCGUCUUCAACAUCUACGUCGCGAAAUACCUGCUGAAGCUGGGCCUGGUGGGCUGGGGUGUUCCCAUGGUAACAGUCAUUGCCUGUGCCCUCAAUCAGACCUACGGCAGGUUCAGCCUACAGAGGGAGAGGAACAGAGGAGCCAGCACAGGCACAGAAGCAGAAGUGAAAGCAGACAUGUGCUGGAUAAGGAGAAAGGACGUGAGCUACAUCACAGUUACCGGCUACCUGGGCCUGGUCUUCCUCUUCGGCGCGGUCAUGCUGGGCGUGAUGGUGGCCAAGCUCCGGAGGAUGAGGACGAAGAGCGCGGCCUAUCAGGAGCACAAGAGGAGGCUGUGGAGGGACUGCCUGACCCUCCUCGGGAUGGGCUGCAUUUUGGGGAUCCCCUGGGGCCUUGCUUUCGUCACCUAUGGCCCUCUGUCUCUUCCAGGCCUCUACCUCUUCACCAUACUCAAUGGGCUCCAAGGUGUCUUCAUGUUCCUCUGGUUCCUGGCCACCACCUGGCAGCCAUGCAAGGACAGCAGCUCUGAAGCGAAUGACCCAUCCACACAAAAGAUGGAGACCAGCUUCAAUAACUGAACAUCAGCUCCUCCGUGCUUAGAGGUCAUAAUACACAACUUAAUCAGGGACUCCCCGCAUCACAUCCAUCGACUUCCUUGAGGCAUUCUGGAAUCCACUUCCCAUCUAUCCAAUCCACUUCUAACCAACCUUUCCCUUUACUGUAAAUAAAUAGUCAUUAACCUUGGACUGGCUUUCAGACAUUGUAGAAUUCUAGAUACAGAUUGAACAAUAGAAAGCCAUAGGUCUCAUUCCAAUCGCUUUUUUUUUUUUUUUUACCUCCUUGCAUCCAUUCCUCACUUCCUUUCCCCAGCUCCGUAGCUCCACCUAUUGAGGGCAAGGAAAGGAAGUGAGAAAAAGAAGUGAGGAUGGAGGAGCCACGUCGAUUGCAGACGUAGCAGACGGCCAUGGGGAGCGGUGGAUCCGCAGUGACGAUCGUUUAAGUGUCACGCGUUCCGUAAAAAUACUUCUGCAAGGGAAGCGCUCGUGUCUCCUUGCUCAAGCAUCCUUCGGGAGCCUCCCCAGCUCCUCCAAGGAGCAUUUGACAGGUCGGACUGUCCUUGAAGAUGGCGGACCUUGAACAAUUUCCAGAUCAGGUGAGGACCGAAGAGACAGGGAUGAAUAAAAUAAGCGAUUGGAAUGAACUGCAUCUGGCACUUGGGCACCAAUUUGUCUUUAUACACUAUGUCCUAAAAAAUAUUAUUUGCACUAUAUCCUGAUAAAAUAUUUGUGCACUCUUCAUUGUAUGAUUUUCCCAGCCCCUUUAUCCCAGUGUUAAGUUUUUCUUUUUUAAGUUUUCUUUGCCCACCAUCUUUAGUUCAGCCUAAAUCCGACAAAGUUUUACUGACUGAAAAGUCAAGGUCAGCCUAAACUUGGAGGAUUUCAACUGUAUUUACACAUGGUGUUACCAGGAGAGGAAAUUCAUAUUUAUACUUCCCAUCUUUUCUGGAUGUUAAGGAAAAUUAACCAUAUAAUUAUUGUAAAUUUUAUUAGUGAAACAUGAGCUGUGGCAGCCUCUUGUUGACCCCCUUGAUGAAGGCAAUCAGACUAAACAGGAAGAGCCCUACAAUCCAGAUUCCACCCACAGGAAGGAUGAGCGUCAGCAGCAGAUCUGAAGACAUGAACAGAACCAAAUACCAUGAAAAUGUGCCAUACUGCCAAACCACCAGGCCGAAAGGGCGCACUUCUCUACAAACACAAAAUAGACGAUUUCAAACUUAACAUUAGAAUUCCAAUUAACAUUCUGAUGAGUGUUUUGUAUAGCAAUGUUUUGUAUAGCAAUAGGAUUCCAAGGUAUAGUGCAUGCUGUGCGAGCACUGUUGUACAAUCUGUAAAAAUAAAAACAAGUUUUAAAAAAAC
Messenger RNA from Anguilla anguilla (European eel), 3230 nucleotides. Its product is annotated as adhesion G protein-coupled receptor G3-like. Bases 348 to 1892 code for a protein of 514 amino acids. Gene Ontology annotation, molecular function: G protein-coupled receptor activity. Lineage: Eukaryota; Metazoa; Chordata; Actinopteri; Anguilliformes; Anguillidae. Gene Ontology annotation, cellular component: membrane. The record is from RefSeq and is a predicted model, not a curated record. The transcript is spliced from 12 exons. Gene Ontology annotation, biological process: cell surface receptor signaling pathway; adenylate cyclase-activating G protein-coupled receptor signaling pathway.